Messenger RNA from Pseudonaja textilis, 1524 nucleotides. It is a transcript of the gene TRMU, whose product is annotated as tRNA mitochondrial 2-thiouridylase. The record is from RefSeq and is a predicted model, not a curated record. Gene Ontology annotation, cellular component: mitochondrion. NCBI's taxonomy places the organism in Eukaryota, Metazoa, Chordata, Lepidosauria, Squamata, Elapidae. Gene Ontology annotation, biological process: tRNA wobble position uridine thiolation. Gene Ontology annotation, molecular function: sulfurtransferase activity.
UUCUCCCCCGGCCUUUUGUGAGCUCAGCUCCGCCCACAGACGGCCCUCCUGUCCUGCCUCUCUGCCCUUCAGGUCACGGUGGGCCGCGGUCGGGAAAAGGAAGCGCGGCCGGCCCUGAGCACUUAGCGAAGCGGCCGGACCAUGAUGGGGGCCGCUCGUCGGCACGUGGUGUGCGCCAUGUCGGGCGGGGUGGACAGCGCCGUGGCGGCUCUGCUGCUGAGGCGAAGAGGAUAUGAUGUGACUGGGGUGUUCAUGAACAACUGGGAUUUGGUGGAUGAAAAGGGAAUUUGUCAAGGCAAUCAAGAUUGUGAAGAUGCUUAUAAAGUGUGUCAGAUACUCAAUAUUCCAUUUCGCCAAGUUUCCUAUGUUAAAGAAUAUUGGAAUGAAGUGUUUAGCUACCUUUUAAAUGAAUAUGAAGUUGGACGGACACCUAAUCCUGAUAUUAUAUGUAAUAAAAACAUCAAAUUCAAUUAUUUCCUACACUAUGCUAUGAAUAACAUUGGAGCUGAUGCAAUAGCAACUGGACACUAUGCAAGGACCUCCUUGGAAGAUAAUGAAGUUUUUCAACAAAAGUACAAACAAAAAUCAUCAGGACUUUUCAGAAAUAGAUUUGAAAUAAGAAACACUGUCAGACUUCUUCAGGGAGCUGAUCACAAUAAAGACCAAACGUUCUUCCUCAGCCAGAUUCCUCAAGAAGCUUUGCAGAAAACCAUUUUUCCUCUUGGAGACUUAACAAAAGACUUUGUGAAGAAGAUAGCUGCAGAACAUCAACUUUACCAUGUGUUGAAAAAAAAAGAGAGCAUGGGCCUCUGUUUUGUUGGCAAAAGGGAUUUUUCAGAGUUCCUUCUUGAGUAUCUGCAACCACGUCCUGGAAACUUUGUCUCCAUUGAAGAUGGCAAAGUUCUUGGAACACAUAAAGGUUGCUUCUUAUAUACGUUUGGCCAGAAAGCCAAGCUAAGAAACUCCAGUCAUGCAUGGUUUGUUGUAGAUAAAAACAUCUCCUCUGGGGAAGUUUUUGUGGCACCCAGCAGGGAUCACCCUGCGCUUUAUAGAGAUCUUUUACGGACAAACAGAGUGCACUGGAUUGCUGAGGAACCACCUGCCGAACUCAUUCGGAACAAAAUGAUGGAGUGUAAUUUCCGCUUCCAACACUUGAUGGCGCUAGUACCUUGUACAUUAACCCUAAAUCAAGAUGGAUCAGUAUGGCUGACUCUGGCUAAGCCGAUAAGGGACCUUACAGCAGGGCAGUUUGCUGUUUUCUACAAGGGAGAGGACUGCCUGGGCAGCGGCAUGAUUCUGCGACUGGGGCCUUCCGUCUUUACUUUGCAACAAGGCAAGAAUAGGGAGGCUGCGGGUGUGAACAUUCCAGCUGACGAGGUCACUGUACAGCCAACCAAAUGACUUCUUGCUUUUUUUAAAAUCAAGCAGAGAUUUUUUAAAAAAACUAGUUAGUUAAAAGCCUUGGAAUCAUCAUCGGAUACACGAAUGCCCACCUGGAUAUGUUUGGAAUUUAUCUGAAAAAAA